Molecule: messenger RNA, 5849 nt
Organism: Biomphalaria glabrata
Lineage: Eukaryota; Metazoa; Mollusca; Gastropoda; Planorbidae
Exons: 12
Coding region: 142-3156 (1004 amino acids)
Source: RefSeq, a predicted model, not a curated record
UAAUUCGACAACAGUGAGUGAAUUAAUCGUGAAUUCUAAGCAAACUACUGUUAGAAUAUAUUGUAUACUGUCAUGUCAUAAUAGACAUUAAUAGACAUAGAUGACCUAAGAAAUCUAGCACUGGACUAAUACUUAAUUGUUAUGUUUUACAUAAUUCUCUGUGUACUCUAUAUUGUCAGUGAGACAUGUUACGGCAACGAGGAUGUUAUAGACAUCCCAGAGAUCACUACAGAACCAACAGCAAUGAUUUCGCGGGUGUCGGGUCUCAAAAUUACGCUACACUGCAAGUGGCCAGUGACCCAAAGAAGUGUUACACAUCAGCUGGUCUACGCCUAUGAAAAUGUUACGCUGAACAGUUCAACUGGAAACGAGCUGACCUACACAUUGAAAUCUUCCUGCAGGAGUUCUGGUCGCUAUGUCUGUCGAAGCGUUGGAUUGUCCGUGGAAGCAACAGAAGAUGGCAAACUGGAUUUGCUUAUCACUGAUUGUAAUCCAAGAAUGUGUUCAGGCAGUGAGUGCAACAAAAUUGUUUCCGCUUCAACGGGCAGUCAGGUGGCUCUGACCUUCUGUGUGAUCGCCUCUGAGGCUGAUGUCACCGUCCCCCAACUGAGGGCCUUCCGAACUCUCGGCGUAAGACAAUCUUCACUCCAGGAUAAAAUAAAUUUCACUUUCACGCCUCUUUCUGGAAUCAGUUAUGAGCUGACUGUGAAUGUAUGGAACGUUACGGUGGAAGAUUAUGGAGAAGUGAAUUUGGAAAUCACACGCUCACAAAGAAGCCUUCGAUUUAAAUUCCAAUUACUACCAACAGGUGCUCUAUCCCAGUACUUUAACUACACUAAAAAAGAUCAGUUAUUGUCGUGUAAGUCAUCAUGGUACCCUUGUGUGGUGGUCAUCAGCAAAGGACACAGCGGUCAGAUCUUAAACUCAGUCAACAACACAAUCAUUAAGAAUGAGAUGGUCGUCCUCAAUGCAACUCUGCCACUAGCCACAUGUGGCGAUAUGGGAGUAUAUAAAUGUGUUAUAACUGACUUUAGAGGCGUCAAUAUGGUGAAAGAAAUAUUUGUAGAUCCUGAUGAAUGUUCACCUCGACUGUGUGAACACCAGGAAGACUAUCAAAACAUCACGUUAAAACUGAGCAGCUCUGCGGGUCUCAAAGUCUGCAUCAUGGGUCGGUUUGAUUCAAGGCAACAAAACGUUACAGUCUCUGUAUUUCGCAAUACAAUCCCAUUUUCCAGAUUUACCACAGAUCUGGUGAGAACCAACGAAUUCUAUCACUACGUGAAGAUCCAGAUUUCCGACAUACAGGCAGCUGACAGUGGCCAAUACAAUGUGGAUGUAAUAGCCAAUACAUUCAAUAUCUCCACAAUCUUCAACAUCUUCGUUGAAAGACCUCCAGUUCUCUGUAAUAACACACACAACGACAUUACUAUAAAUGUCAAACAUGGACAAUAUGUUAACGUCUCUUUUUGUGUGCAUACAUCUGAUUCCGUUGCUGAGGUCAGGCUGAACAGAAAGCAAAUGACUAUCUCAGAAACACCACAGCUGAAUUCAACUGGACAUGUAUACUUAAAUCGCACCUGCCCAGAUACGUUGGAAUUACAAAUACAGCUGCCAAGAGUCAGAUCACAGAUGACAUGGUCAUACAUUGUUAAUAUCAUCACCAAGCUGGGUUAUACAUUUUUUUAUAGAUUUCAUCUAAAUAUUACAGGAAACUUGACGUUAUGUGAAGGUGAAGCAAUAUCAAAAACUGUCAAAGUGAAGCUGGGCUCAACAGCAGUCGUUCAUUUCUGUGUGACUACAGACCUGGACCUGGGCAGUCACAUCGGCAUCAACAAUCAGACUUAUGCAAUCAACCGUUUUAACGGAGCUAGAGAUAAGAUAGGCGUUACGUCACACCGGAAAGACAAUUCUGACACCACUGACCACUACCUGCAGAUGUACAUCCAGAACGUUACGGAAGAUGACAUCGUGCAGUAUGUCAUCCGCAUCAAGCCGACAGUGUCCAUCGAUCUAACAGUUAUCGUAGAUCUGCGGGAAUCAGACGAUGCGUACCCAAAAGGUUGCAGUGAUAGACAGCCCAGGAUGUACACAUUAGCUGAUAUAGGAGAAGCCGUGACUGUGGACGUUUGUGUGGUUACGAUGUGGCGCGAAGGAAACGACGUCAUUCACCACAUCAACAUUCUGAAUGCUAAUAAACAAACCCUCAAUGUUAAUGUAACAAACUUUACCCGGAAGUUAGACAAUAAUUCUAUUUCUGAUACUUUGCACGUCAUACAAGCUCACUUUUGGAAUAUCACCAGCCAGAACUUCGCUCGCUAUGGCGUCAGUAUUGAGUUUGCGAAUAACGUGACUUGGCGAGGUGUGUUUUACAUUGUCAAUAGAAAAGAUUCUGUUAGCUGCCCGCCCACACUAUGUUCCAAAGUGUCCAAACUCCAGCAACAUUCUCACCAACAAACUUUUUGUCUCUCCGCUUAUGGCCAGACUGAUGACCGCCUACAGGUCAACUCUAACCUAUAUAUGAUUCAAGACGACUCAGGAUGCUCGGAAUGUCGUCCUGAAAAGGUUGAUGGGAAUGUAACCUUUGACAUCCGGGUGUUUAGCUGGUGGAAUCAUGUGACGUCAAGGCGUUACGUCAUCGUGCUCAAAGACAAGGUUCCGUCAGACAAGUUAACCUUGAAAGUCGAAUUUUUGUCAGCAGACGUAGUCUACUCGUUUUCAAAGAAUCCUGAAGUUCAAGUUUCAGAUGAGACCACAACAUACAUUAUGAGUCGAUCAACUGAUGCGACAAACACGAGUUAUACUUUAAGACCAGCGGCAGUUACAGGUAUAGAGACGAUUCAUGUGUCCAGUUCUGAACCAAUACCUCUGCUACUGAUUGCUGUGGUCUUCUCAGUAUUAUCCUUUCUGAUGUUUACAGUACUCGUCUGUAUCACCGUGGUCAGGGGCAGACACUCAAGACGUUCUGUCUCUAGAAGAAAAAGUUCCGAAAAGUCCGUGACAUCCUUGGGCGAGGUCUCUAGACUUCUGAACACUACCCAGUGCUCUCAGGACACAGGAAGAUGUCUCCUCAACUUAGACGAAAGUCAACCACCAAGGAAAACUAGCGCGGACUAUAGUAUGUUGUCAGGAGAAUAUAUCACUCCGCUCGAUUUGUAAAUAUAAACAUUGGGGAAAAGAAAUGAAACAGUAUUCUAUUAUAUAUAUAGUCCAUUGUCACUGCCUUGUGAUCGUAAAUAUAUUGAUCAUCUGGUGAUACACUUAAGGACACAUAAUGUAUGUGCCAUUUAAAUAAGCUAGAUACUAACUGUAGCCAAAAUUGUUAAUUAAUUGCAGGGUGUCAUCUAUUAUCAGUUAAAGCAGUUUGACGAACACUGAAUAUCGCAACUGCAAAGUUAGUGUUUCUUUUUAGUUUAAUUGGAUCUGCAAUCAUUAGUAAAUUCUCUUGAAGUUUUUUCAUCAACCUUGCUUUGCGCUCCUUGAGAUCGGCUUAAGAUUGUUGUGUUUUCUUUAACCUGCACGAAUAAUUUGGAGCCUCUACUAUAUCUCUGUUUGGUAUCUGAGGCAUCGGUCUCACUUUAUCUUAGCUUAUAUAAUACAGACGUUACUUCAAAAAAGAUGAUGAUUACGUCCUACGCGUCAUGCAUUCAGUCAGGCAUAUUAACCAAUGACUUAAAUUCAGCCAAGUCACUGGUUUUCCUGGCUAGCUCAGGCAACCCAUUCCAUGCUCUAAAAGCACUAGGGAAGAAGGAGUGUUUGUACAAAUGUGUCCUAGCAUAUGGAACGAGGAGUGUGCCUUUAUCUUUGUGUCUUUCUGAGUAUUUUAUUAAAUUUUGUUUUUGUAUUUGAAGAUUAUAGUUCAGUUUCUUAUGUAUAAUUUCUACUUUGUGUUUAAGUCUUUAAGUCACUUUACCUAGCCACACAAAGGCUAUAUAGAGAUUUGGGUUUAAACCAGGGGUUCUCAACCUGUGGGUCGCGACCCCCUUAGUAGUCGAUUGACGAUUUGCCUAAGACCAUCGAAAAUAUGGAUUUUUUUUGUCUAUUCUUCUAUUGCUGUGUGGAUGGGGGUCGCCGGAGAGUGGGGAUUGUAAAAAGGGGUCGCUGAGCUUAAAAGGUUGAGAACCGCUGGUAAACAGAUAUACGACUAUUAAAUAAAAUGCAGUUCGUUUUUUUAACACCAUUAACUUUAUUCUAGAGCUCCUAAAAGUAGCUCUUUUCCACUUUUCCCGUUCAGCAGCUGUACUUAGAUGGAUAGCAAGAGAGAGGCUGGCCCAUUCUUUUGCUUUGUCCAGCAAUCUAGUAUAUACAUGUAGUUAUCAGAAUUUAAUUUGCUUUUGCUUAUAAACUGGCUAGUUUCACGUUGCUGUUUUUCAGUAAAUCUGUGAAUAUCGAGCCUUGCCAUAUAGGUUUGCCACCAACUUUGUGCUAAUUUUUCACCGGCUUCAUGGCUGAAGAGUUCUUAAAACUUGUCCUGGGACUCAAGAGAUGAAUUUAAAAAAAAAAAAUACUAAACCUUGCUAUUUUUGUAAAGAAAAGGGAGAAUCUGCUACAUCACUGCUGACUAAUUUACAACUUAUUGCCAUUUAUUUCGGUCUUUGCUGUUUUUCAGUAAAUCUGUGAAUAUCGAACCUUGCCUUAUAGGUUUGCCACCAACUUUGUGCUCAUUUUUCACCGGCUUAUGUUGGUGUCUUGUUCAAUUGUUUGUUUCUUUUUUGCUUGUCAGGUGGCCAAACCAAUUUUCUGUUGGCGUUGGUUCUGCUGGGUGUCGCAGACACAUUGAUUGAACGUGUAAACGUGAACACGGGUUAUGUAUGACCAGUUUAGUCAGUUGGUGAAAUGACUUAGUGAAGUUUAGUUUUCUUGUCAGUUGGAAGUCAUAUAAAAAACAAGUUAGUCCUUAGUCAAUUGAUCAGACAAGUUUGUGAAGUCAAGUAGUGGACCAAGUUACAACCAUGUUACGACCAUAUAUAUAUAUAUAUAUAUAUAUAUAUAUAUAUAUAUAUAUAUAUAUAUAUAUAUAUAUAUAUAUAUAUAUAUAUAUAUAUAUAUAUAGUAGGCCUAUGUGCCUGCGUGAUUGUGAAUAAAAAUGAUCUAUGUAAAUUAUAUUCAUGUAUUAUCUUCAAGAAUGUUGGAUUUAUUUUAUGUAAAUAAACAUCUUGCAUCACGUUUCUGUAAUUGUUAGUCCAGUCUCCAGACUGUUAAGCUGCAUACCAAUGUAAUGGUAUUUCUAAUAUCAACAAAAAGGCAUAUUCAUCUACUGAAUGUUACAGUCACAGCCCUUCAUAUUUGUUACAUGUACAGACUUGACUUAUUGUGAACUUUUAUUCUUUGACUUCCUUGUUUACCUGGAUUUAGUGUUUAUUCUACAGCUUUUAAGAGCGGGUAACUAGAAUAUGUUUACAAAUGUAUAUUCUAUGAAGAUUUUUAUUGUACCGGUACUAGGUCUAUAUGUAUUUUUAUUAACAUAUUUUGAGAUUUAUUGACAAAUUUUAAAAUAGAUUUAGUGGCUAUCUUGGAGUGGAUAAAGCAUGACAUUGUGCUGACCAAAAGUUAAAGUAAGUACAACCCUCCCCCCCCCCUCCCUUUUCAGACCUAUUGGGCAGAUGACGUAAAGGUCUACUGUGUUUAAGGUCAACGGUUAAUAAGGAUGUCACGUGGUCAACAAAACGACGAACUGUUGUUACUUUCCCCAACUCAUGCCUGAUACCUAAUAGAUGUGGGUGGACUAUAAAGGUCAUCCUAAAACUUCCACAACCCCCUGGAUGUCCCUAAAGCUACAUUGAAAAUCUACAGGUAAUACAAGAUUAAGACUAUAUACCUGUUAUUCACCUUUUGGUUUGUAAUAAUAAUUU